UUUGUAAAAGCCAAAUGCGUGACGACAUAUUUCAAAAGGUGCACAAGGUUAUGUCCCUUUUCAAGCAGUGCACCACCAUGAAAGAGGUAAAGCAAACCCAUGGCCAUAUCAUCCGUAAUGGGGUCGAUCAAAACCCCUUUGUUCUUGGAAAGAUCAUAUCUUUUUGCGCUGUUUCGGAGCGUGGAGACAUGAACUAUGCGGCCUCGGUUUUCAGCAGCAUUGAAAACGCAGAUGGUUUUCUAUGGAAUACUAUGAUUAGGGGGUUUGGAAAAACCAGGAAGCCUGAAAAGGCAUUUGAGUUUUAUAAGAGAAUGCAAGAGAAAGGAGAGGUGGCUGACAAUUUCACACUCUCCUUCUUGCUCAAGGCUUGUGGGCAAUUGGGUUCAUAUAUGUUGGCCAAACAGAUGCAUUGUGCCACUCUGAAACUUGGGCUGGAGUCUCAUGUGUUUGUGAGGAACACUCUUAUUCAUAUCUAUGGUGUGUUGCGGGAUGACCAAACUGCAACCAAACUGUUUGAAGAAAUACCUAGUCCAGAUUUAGUGGCUUGGAACACCAUCAUUGAUAGUCAUGUCAAUUGUGGAAAGUGCAAGGAAGCACUUGACUUGUUCUUACGACUGCUACAGAGCGGCGUACAGCCUGAUGAGGCCACCGUGGUUGUGACCCUCUCGGCAUGUUCUACAUUGGGGGCAUUAUAUUUUGGGAGGUGGGUUCAUUCUUGUAUUGAUCAAGUGAAUCUUGGCGAUAUUGUGACGGUGUCUAAUUCGCUCAUCGACAUGUAUGCAAAGUGUGGAGCUUUUGAAGAAGCAUAUGAGACAUUCAGUAAGAUGGAAGGGAAGAACAUAGUGUCAUGGAACACGAUAAUUCUGGGGCUUGCAACGCAUGGCCAUGAGGACGACGCUUUGGAAUUGUUCUCGAAAAUGUUGGAGGAAAAGCUUGAGAUACCAGAUGGUGUUACUUUCUUGGGAGUUUUGUGUGCUUGUAGUCAUGGAGGGAUGGUUGAUGAAGGAAGAAGAUAUUUUGAUGUUAUGAGCAAAGAGUAUCAUACUAAACCAACAAUGAAGCACUAUGGAUGCAUGGUUGAUAUGUUGGGGCGAGCUGGGUAUGUGGAGGAGGCCUACAAUUUAAUCAGGAGCAUGCCAAUGGAGUGUAAUGCCAUUGUAUGGAGGACAUUGUUGGCAGCAUGUCAGGUGCACGGUGACGUUGAGCUUGGGGAAAAAGUGAGGAGCCAUCUUUUGGAGCUGGAACCAGAUCAAGGUCAUAGCAGCGACUAUGUUCUUCUGGCUAACAUGUAUGCAAGUGCGGGCCGAUGGAACGAAGUUAUGAGUGUGAGGAAAUCAAUGAAGGACAGGGGAGUUCAAAAACCAGAGCCUGGUAAUAGCCUGGUUGGAGCAUGUUCUCAUAUGAUAUGAGGUUUGAAAUGGACUCAACUGAAGCCUGUUCUGAAGAAAUAGAUACAGCAAUUACUAUAGUUGAAAGUUGUCGCCUGUGUAAUAUACUGCUACUUAGGAGGCUUACUUAGGCAAUUUAGAGCUCAGAGAUCAUUUCAAAUGGAUAACUAUAUUGCUCAGUUCCAGCUCAAGUCUGGAAAUUUUAUUUAUAGAUUUCCAUCCAAAGUUUGUGUACUUGAUAGAUAUGGAUACAGACCAG
Messenger RNA from Prunus mume (Japanese apricot), 1647 nucleotides. The record is from RefSeq and is a predicted model, not a curated record. NCBI's taxonomy places the organism in Eukaryota, Viridiplantae, Streptophyta, Magnoliopsida, Rosales, Rosaceae.